CUUUGAGCGGAAGUUGGAUCACUGAAGCGCCAAAAAAGAAUUUAGGGGAAGACCUGAUUUUCGCUUGAGGCAUUUUUGCGGCGCUGUGCGCUACAGACACCUUCUGGAAGCUGCGGUGGGGAAACUGAGUUUCCCGAGCCGUUGAGACAGAUGGGGUUCAGCACCGCGCGGGGACGACAGGAAAGCUGCGGCUGAAGAGAACUGCGGACUUGGCAGGAGUCGCCUGAGGAGCUAAGAUCCCGGAGACUCUUAGCCCCGUGGUGCUUCUCUACGGGAGGGAGGGAGGGAGAAUCCGGCCGGACAGAUCUGCGCGUAUCCUGGAGCCGGCCCAGUUGUGAACUAGGAGAGCUUUGGGACCUCUGUCCCAAGCAAGUAAGAACUUUAGCCUUAGGAGAUGUAAAUAAAGUAGUAUUUGAAGAAGCACAGGAGAGAUGAAUGGAGAGUAUAGAGGCAGAGGAUUUGGACGAGGAAGAUUUCAAAGCUGGAAAAGGGGAAGAGGUGGUGGGAACUUCUCAGGAAAAUGGAGAGAAAGAGAACACAGACCUGAUCUGAGUAAAACCACAGGAAAACGUACUUCUGAACAAACCCCACAGUUUUUGCUUUCAACAAAGACCCCACAGUCAAUGCAGUCAACAUUGGAUCGAUUCAUACCAUAUAAAGGCUGGAAGCUUUAUUUCUCUGAAGUUUACAGCGAUAGCUCUCCUUUGAUUGAGAAGAUUCAAGCAUUUGAAAAAUUUUUCACAAGGCAUAUUGAUUUGUAUGACAAGGAUGAAAUAGAAAGAAAGGGAAGUAUUUUGGUAGAUUUUAAAGAACUGACAGAAGGUGGUGAAGUAACUAACUUGAUACCAGAUAUAGCAACUGAACUAAGAGAUGCACCUGAGAAAACCUUGGCUUGCAUGGGUUUGGCAAUACAUCAGGUGUUAACUAAGGACCUUGAAAGGCAUGCAGCUGAGUUACAAGCCCAGGAAGGAUUGUCUAAUGAUGGAGAAACAAUGGUAAAUGUGCCACAUAUUCAUGCAAGGGUGUACAACUAUGAGCCUUUGACACAGCUCAAGAAUGUCAGAGCAAAUUACUAUGGAAAAUACAUUGCUCUAAGAGGGACAGUGGUUCGUGUCAGUAAUAUAAAGCCUCUUUGCACCAAGAUGGCUUUUCUUUGUGCUGCAUGUGGAGAAAUUCAGAGCUUUCCUCUUCCAGAUGGAAAAUACAGUCUUCCCACAAAGUGUCCUGUGCCUGUGUGUCGAGGCAGGUCAUUUACUGCUCUCCGCAGCUCUCCUCUCACAGUUACGAUGGACUGGCAGUCAAUCAAAAUCCAGGAAUUGAUGUCUGAUGAUCAGAGAGAAGCAGGUCGGAUUCCACGAACAAUAGAAUGUGAGCUUGUUCAUGAUCUUGUGGAUAGCUGUGUCCCGGGAGACACAGUGACUAUUACUGGAAUUGUCAAAGUCUCAAAUGCGGAAGAAGGUUCUCGAAAUAAGAAUGACAAGUGUAUGUUCCUUUUGUAUAUUGAAGCAAAUUCUAUUAGUAAUAGCAAAGGACAGAAAACAAAGAGUUCUGAGGAUGGGUGUAAGCAUGGAAUGUUGAUGGAGUUCUCACUUAAAGACCUUUAUGCCAUCCAAGAGAUUCAAGCUGAAGAAAACCUGUUUAAACUCAUUGUCAAAUGGAGUCUUGCUCUGUCGCCCAGGCUAGAGUACAGUGGUGCGAUCUCAGCUCACUGCAACCUCCACCUCCCAAGUUCAAACAGUUCUCCCACCUCAGCCUGCCGAGUAGCUGGGACUACAGGCAUGCGCCACCAGACCCAGCUACUUUUGCUUGUUAAAGCAGGUUUGGCAUUAGCACUCUUUGGAGGAAGCCAGAAAUACGCAGAUGACAAAAACAGAAUUCCAAUUCGGGGAGACCCCCACAUCCUUGUUGUUGGAGAUCCAGGCCUAGGAAAAAGUCAAAUGCUACAGGCAGCGUGCAAUGUUGCCCCACGUGGCGUGUAUGUUUGUGGUAACACCACGACCACCUCUGGUCUGACGGUAACUCUUUCAAAAGAUAGUUCCUCUGGAGAUUUUGCUUUGGAAGCUGGUGCCCUGGUACUUGGUGAUCAAGGUAUUUGUGGAAUCGAUGAAUUUGAUAAGAUGGGGAAUCAACAUCAAGCCUUGUUGGAAGCCAUGGAGCAGCAAAGUAUUAGUCUUGCUAAGGCUGGUGUGGUUUGUAGCCUUCCUGCAAGAACUUCCAUUAUUGCUGCUGCAAAUCCAGUUGGAGGACAUUACAAUAAAGCCAAAACAGUUUCUGAGAAUUUAAAAAUGGGGAGUGCACUACUAUCCAGAUUUGAUUUGGUCUUUAUCCUGUUAGAUACUCCAAAUGAGCAUCAUGAUCACUUACUCUCUGAACAUGUGAUUGCAAUAAGAGCUGGAAAGCAGAGAACCAUUAGCAGUGCCACAGUAGCUCGUAUGAAUAGUCAAGAUUCAAAUACUUCCGUACUUGAAGUAGUUUCUGAGAAGCCAUUAUCAGAAAGACUAAAGGUGGUUCCUGGAGAAACAAUAGAUCCCAUUCCCCACCAGCUAUUGAGAAAGUACAUUGGCUAUGCUCGGCAGUAUGUGUACCCAAGGCUAUCCACAGAAGCUGCUCGAGUUCUUCAAGAUUUUUACCUUGAGCUCCGGAAACAGAGCCAGAGGUUAAAUAGCUCACCAAUCACUACCAGGCAGCUGGAAUCUUUGAUUCGUCUGACAGAGGCACGAGCAAGGUUGGAAUUGAGAGAGGAAGCAACCAAAGAAGACGCUGAGGAUAUAGUGGAAAUUAUGAAAUAUAGCAUGCUAGGAACUUACUCUGAUGAAUUUGGGAACCUAGAUUUUGAGCGAUCCCAGCAUGGUUCUGGAAUGAGCAACAGGUCAACAGCGAAAAGAUUUAUUUCUGCUCUCAACAACGUUGCUGAAAGAACUUAUAAUAAUAUAUUUCAAUUUCAUCAACUUCGGCAGAUUGCCAAAGAACUAAACAUUCAGGUUGCUGAUUUUGAAAAUUUUAUUGGAUCACUAAAUGACCAGGGUUACCUCUUGAAAAAAGGCCCAAAAGUUUACCAGCUUCAAACUAUGUAAAAGGACUUCACCAAGUUAGGGCCUCCUGGGUUUAUUGCAGAUUAAAGCCAUCUCAGUGAAGAUAUGCGUGCACGCACAGACAGACAGACACACACACACACACACACACACACACACACACACACACACACAGUCAAAUACUGUUCUCUGAAAAAUGAUGUCCCAAAAGUAUUAUAAUAGGAAAAAAGCAUUAAAUAUAAUAAACUAAUUUAAGAAGUGAUAAAGUCUCCAGAUGCAGUAGCUCACACUGUAAUCACAGUGACUCAGGAGGCUGAGGUGAGAGGAUUCCUUGAGGCCAGGGUUCGAGACCAACCUUGGGCAACAUAGCAAGACCCCAUUUCUUAAAAAAAAAAAAAAAAAAUUUAAACUUAGCUGGGUAUGGUGGCACAUGCCUAUAGUCUCAGCUACUUGUGAGGCUGAGGCAGGAGGAUUCUUUGAGCCCAGGAGUUUGAGGUUACAGUGAGCCACAAUCACACCAAUCACUGCACUCCAGCCUGGGCAAUAAAGUAACUCUUGACUCAAAAAAAUAAAAAAAAUUGUAGUGGUAGCCAUGUGUUAAUUGUUAAAUAAAUUCUCCAAAGGGCUAAAAGUAAAUUACUUAUAAAUUUUUUAUAGUUGUAUUUUUGACCUGCCUUUUAUAUGUAUGAAUAUUUCAUAGUUUUGCAUAUCAGAUGUAGGCAUACAGACAAAUACAUAAACCAAUGAAUAUAUUACAUAUUCUGUGUUCCAAUAAAACUUUAUUUAUGGACACUAAAAUUUGAAUUUCAUAAAAUUUUCCCAUGUCAAGAAUACAAAAUACUUGAGUUUUGUUUUUAGCUAUUUAAUAAUAGGUCUCAUUUAUUCCACAGGCUGUAGUUUGUAGUCUUGCUUGAAACAAUAGAAACAGACUGAUUAAGCAGGAGAAGUUUUUUGAAAGAAUUUUGUUUGGCUCACGGAAUUAUUAGAAGGCAGGUGAACCAGGAGGGUAAGCUUCCAGCAGCAAUUUGUAAAACCAUGCCUUAGAAUUGGACUAAGGAAGAAGCUGCUGACACUCCACUGCCACACAGGGCACUGGAAGAAAGUGCUGCUGCCUCCCUGCCCCACCUUUGCCACUUCUGCAGCAGGAAUAGGUAGAAGAAUGCCCCCACCCGCACCGGAACAGCAACAAAAGGAUUCUGCAUGAGAUGCCUCCCUAAAUUGCUGAAUUCAAAAAAGAAGUUGCAUACAAAGACAUCUGAUUGAAAAAGGGUAUGUUAUAUGCCCCUUUCAUAGGCUGCUAGGGAGUUUUCCUGGUUCUACUUUCAGGUGGUGGGAUCAAUAAGACCAGAAUUUCUCAUAUGUUGUGAGAGGAUUCAAAUGUUACAGGGUUGCCAGCCAAACUAUCAAUCAUGUAUAAAUCCAACAAACACUUUGUAACAUACAAGAACUCAGGAAAUGUGAACCAUUGUUGGAGAAUCUACUAAAAUACGGCUUCCCGCAAACGAAGAUGAAUGGAAAAUGUAAAUAAAAAGAACUGGCAGUGUAUAUCAGAUGUUUAACUAUAGGACCAGAACUAAGAUGUGGAGACUAUUGCCAUAGACCACAAUGUAAAUUUUUAAGUGAGGAAGGAAAAAUCAGGAAUCAAAAGGGGCCAGGUGCAGUGGCUCACAUCUAUAAUCCCAGAGCUUUGGGAGUUCGAGGCAGGAGGAUCACUUGAAGCCAGUUUUGAGACCAGCCUAUGCAACACAUUGAGACCCUAUCUCUACAAAAAAUAGAUUAGCUGGGCACGGUGGUGCAUGCCUAUUGUCCUACCUACUGUGGAGGCUGAAGUAGGAAAUCACUUGAGCCCGAGAGUUUGAGGUUACAGUGAGCUAUGAUUAUACCACUGCACUCCAGCCUGGGCAAGAGAGCAAGACCUUGUCUCUUAAAGAAAAAAAAAAAAAAUGGAGAAAGUAGAUAGUAGUAUAAAUAUAGUGAAGUCUUUAAAAGCUAGGAGUUAAAAGAUAUUUAAAGCAAAUAACUCAGGCAUGGUGGUGUGUGCCUGUAGUCCCAGCCACUAAGGAGGCUGAGGCAGGAGAAUCACUUGAACCCGGGAGGCAGAGGUUGCAGUGAGCCAAGAUCGUACCACUGCACUCCAGCCUGGGCAACAGAGUGAGACUCUUUCUCCAAACUAAAUAAGAGAUAUUUAAAGCUGAAAAAAAAUCUAUUAAUAGAAUUUAAAACAUUUCACAAAAGUCAACACAUAAAUAAUAUCAACCAAAAUAAAGUGGUAGACAGAAGAGAAAAUAUACUAAUUUAUUGUUCAAAGAGGAAAAUAAGUCUCAAAGGUUAAGGCUAUUAUAUAAAUUUAUUUUUAAAAAGACAUAAACCUACAUUUUCAGAAGAAGAAGUUCCAUGUUUCCUUAGAUUAUGUAUUUAGCAUCCAUUAAUCACAGGGCCAAACUAACAACAAAAGUUGUUUAGCUUUCCCUUACAAUCCAGCUUUUAUGGGUGUGCAAACAUCACAUUACAGUCCCUCCAACCACAAACCCCAACAUAUAGUAUUUCACUUCCUGCCCAAUAGUGGGUGUCCCCACACCUUUCAACCACUGUAGCAACAAAGCUCUGGCCUAGGCUUUUCACUUGCUUCUUUACUGCCUGACUGACUUUGGUGUUUCCUCAUGUGGCCUGGUGUGGCAUGGCACGCCCUCUUGGGAGAUGAAAGUAAUCUUCCAUAGGCAAUUGUUUCUGUGUCACCAUUGCUGAUUAAAACAAAUCCUAAGUACAAAUGUCAGAACAGAAACAUGCAAAGCAAGAAAACAUUACAUCAUGAAAGUUUCUUUUUUUUUCUUUUUUCUUUUUUUUUUUUUUUUGAGACAGAGUUUUGCUCUUUUUGCUCAGGCUGGAGUACAGUGGCGCGAUCUUGGUUCACCGCAACCUCCGCCUCCUGGGUUCAAGCGUUUCUCCUGCCUCAGCCUCCCAAGUAGCUGGGAUUAUAGGCAUGUGCCACCAUGGCUAAUUUUGUAUUUUUAGUAGAGACGGGGUUUCUCCAUGUUGGUGAGGCUGGUUUUUAACUCCCGAACUCAGGUGAUUGCCUGCCUCGGUCUCCCAAAAAGUGCCGGGAUUACAGGCGUGAGCCAUUGUGCCCAGCCAAAAGUUUCUUUUUCAAGAGAUGGUGGUCUUGCCAUGUUGUCCAGUAUGGACUUGAACUACUCAGCUCAAGCAGUCCUCCCACCUCAGCCUCCUGAAUAGCUGAGACUACAGGCAUGCACCACUACACCUGGCUGCGAGAUGAAAUUUUAAGAGAUGGGGGUCUUGUUCUGUCGCCCAGGCUGGAGUGCAGUGACAUGAUCAAGCCGUGAUCUCCUGGGCUCAAGCAAUCCUCCUACCUCAGCCUCCUGAGUAGCUGGAACUACAGGAAUGCAACACCAUGCCCAGCUAAUUUUGAUUUUUAGUAGAGAUGAGGUCUUCCUUUGUUGCCCAAGCUGGUCUCAAACUCCAGGGCUUCCUGAGUAGCUGAGACUACAGGUGUGAGCCACCAUGCCCAGCCUCCUCUCUUUUCCAAUAUUGUGUUAAGUAAAUUGUAUUGGUGGUAAUCAACUUGAUCAUUUCAUUUUUAGGAUAGAGAUAUCAAGGUGAGGGUAUAACUGAACGAGAAGAGGAAUAAACACCACCCUGUGAUUGAUGGAUCUUUAUAGCUCUCCUUUGAUAAAGAAGGGAAAUAUCGUACUUACAUUAGCAUGUUAUAGUUGCUGUUGUUAUACAGAAGAAUAUUAAACAAUAUUCAUAUAUUGUUUAUGAAUGCAUUGAAUUCAUAAACAAUGGUAUGGAUAUUGACUAGCCAAAGAGGUGGAUAAAUGUAGAUACAAUGAUACGGUGAUUUGGUAUUCAGUGUCCAUUCUGCUCUCCUAGUGUGCCUUCCUAUAAUGCAGGGGCUGGAAGGUGAGAAAAUAACCACAUUUCCCAGACUCCCUUUGCAGGUAGAUUUCCAGAUGUGAAUUGGGUUCCACUGAUCAGACACCCAUGUGUGAGAUUUGGAAUGCAGAACUGAGGAGAGAGCCAUCUUCCUCUUGCUUGUGUUCUGGUGGCAUGUGUGGUUGAGGAGACAUUUAAUUUCCCUGCAGCAGAAUUCUUGCAGUCAGUUGUUGAGGCAAGUGGCGUGGUGGAUGCAACCCUGAUUCUUCACCUUUCUCAUUAUUGUGGGGUAGCAGCGCCUCUGGCAAGCCAGACAGACCUGCAGUGUUUUUCUGGGAGUUAAUUCUGGAGACCCAGUAUGGAACCCACUCCUAGCCCUUGUGACAAUAUUGCAAGCAUCCAGUUCCCUGUUUUACAGUCCUUUUAAAUGUGGCUAGCUACAGUAGUUUGUGUUUCCUGCAACUAAUCACUCAUACAUCUGUAUCUAAAGCACUCCACCUGGGUCAUGUACUAUACUUAAAAUUAUAAGGCAAUAUUAAUUCACAAAACUACCUACUCGUUUUAUUUAACCCUCAGAAGAACUGAAAACAAAAGCUAUACCAGGCUUGCUCUAGAGCGUGGGCUUGGGAAUGGAAAGGCAGAGUGCACCUAUUGAAUUCCAUCAUCAGUUUUUCUAUACCAUGGAGUUACUUACCAUGUGUAUACAUAACACUGAUUAAAAAUUUUAAAAAAAA
Homo sapiens (human) is the source of this 7660-nucleotide messenger RNA. RefSeq names its product minichromosome maintenance 8 homologous recombination repair factor (gene MCM8). The record is from RefSeq and is a predicted model, not a curated record. Gene Ontology annotation, cellular component: MCM8-MCM9 complex; cytoplasm; mitochondrial matrix. Gene Ontology annotation, biological process: double-strand break repair via homologous recombination; DNA metabolic process; female gamete generation. Gene Ontology annotation, molecular function: 3'-5' DNA helicase activity; ATP hydrolysis activity; DNA binding. The coding region runs from base 432 to 3074 and encodes 880 amino acids. The transcript is spliced from 19 exons. NCBI's taxonomy places the organism in Eukaryota, Metazoa, Chordata, Mammalia, Primates, Hominidae.